AUGCCCGGAUCAGACAAGACUUUCGCGCCUCUCAAGGCAACUGAUUACUUCUCGCCUUACCAUCGCCCAGGCGCUCCAAAAUCUUCCCAAAAACCCGAUCAAGAUGAUCCUUACGCGGGCCUUCGCGCAAAAGCGUUAAUAACUCUUGAAGCACAAGGGUUUGAACCUAAGACUAUGGCAGAGCGCGGUGUAACCUGGGCAGAAGAUCAAGACCCAUUCGGGCAUGUCGCGCAUUCACAGUACCUGCAUUUCUUCGGCAUUUGCUGGCAGCGUGUCAUGGAAAGCUACGACGAGUUCCUAUCUAAGCAAGAAUACGAGGAUAUGAUGAAAGGCAAGACUGUCAUCCCUGUUGUGCACAAGUACGAGAUUUUGUUAAAGAAACAAGUUCGUUAUCCAGACUCGCUUAUUGUGGCCAAUCGCGAAGUAAAAUUCACACCGAACCACAAUGUUGGUACGACAGUUCUGUUUUCUUUACAGCAGCAGGCAGUAGUGGCCCAGGUUACGGGAUUCAUUACUUACAUCAAUGCAAAAACUGGCCGACCAAUUGACAUCAGGACUGUCAGCGAUGGAUGGGUGAAGUUGUAUGAGGGAUUUACCCGGAAGGUUGAAACGGCAACGGCUCUCCUACAGAAGUGGGAAGAGAAGCAUCCACCAAAGACUCAAACGAAACUGUAG
Fusarium sp. VM40 is the source of this 675-nucleotide messenger RNA. The record is from the annotation of a GenBank genome assembly. NCBI's taxonomy places the organism in Eukaryota, Fungi, Ascomycota, Sordariomycetes, Hypocreales, Nectriaceae.